Molecule: messenger RNA, 795 nt
Organism: Lotus japonicus
Lineage: Eukaryota; Viridiplantae; Streptophyta; Magnoliopsida; Fabales; Fabaceae
Exons: 3
Coding region: 1-795 (264 amino acids)
Molecular function (GO): nucleic acid binding; RNA-DNA hybrid ribonuclease activity
Source: RefSeq, a predicted model, not a curated record
AUGGAGAGGACGUCUUUGGCUGGCCUCACUCUAAGGAUGGCCUGCUCAGAUGCUCUACCUGUGAAGGCUGCCCUGUACAGAAGAAGGAUUUCCCCCGACCCAACUUGCAACUUCUGUGGUCAGGAUGAAGAAUCUAUUACUCAUGCGCUACUCGAUUGUGAAUGGACCAGACCAGUUUGGUUUGCGUCCCAAAUCCAGCUAAAUCCUUCUGCUCUAGGUGCUUCCUCCUCUUUCAAAGGUUGGCUGCUGGGAGAGAUCAAGAUCCUAGAGACAAAUAAAGAUUUUUUCCAGCUUGGAAUGAUGAUACUAGUUCACACUCUCUGGGGAUCAUGGAAAGAGAGAAAUGAUUGUUACUUCCAGAGAAGACAACCUGCUCCAGGAGUUGUGGCCAUGAAGAUUAACUCACACAUCGAGGAGUCAAGCACCAUGGUUUCUUCCACCUCAGGACGUGCACCGGAUCUGAACAGUGCCAUGAAUGGUGGAAGCCAUAGAGACCCGCAGUCAAGAGCAAACGAAAAUCUCUCCCUUACUGGAUACAUAAGGAUAAAUAUGGAUGCUGCUUUUAGCAACUCUUCCUGCAGGGGAACACUAGGAGUCAUUGUCAAUGAUGAGAGUGGAGCCCAAAUCCUGACCCAUGCCAAUAGCUUCUUUGCUAUUUCUCCUCUCGCAGCUGAGGCAAAUGCUUUGAGAGAGGCUUUAGUUCUCGCCUCCAAUCUACAGCUGGGCAAAUGCAUCUUUGCUUCUUACUACAAGGAAUUGAUCUCCUUAGAGCAUCUCCAAUGCAAGGGUUCUUGA